Hippoglossus stenolepis (Pacific halibut) is the source of this 4933-nucleotide messenger RNA. RefSeq names its product small ArfGAP2 (gene smap2). Bases 278 to 1747 code for a protein of 489 amino acids. Gene Ontology annotation, biological process: regulation of clathrin-dependent endocytosis. The record is from RefSeq and is a predicted model, not a curated record. The transcript is spliced from 9 exons. NCBI's taxonomy places the organism in Eukaryota, Metazoa, Chordata, Actinopteri, Pleuronectiformes, Pleuronectidae. Gene Ontology annotation, molecular function: GTPase activator activity.
UCCUCUUCAAAGUUAACAUCACAUCUUGACUCUCAGCUCAGUCACAUGGUCUGUUCCUCCACCUCACGUCUCCAUCAGGGCUAUUUGCGCCUCCCGUAACCCGCAUGCUGGUUGGCUGAGAGUCGGUCAUCCCAUCCGAGCUCCACAUCGAGGAGGAAGGAGCGACGGAGCGCAUCAAUCCCCUGCACACACACUUUUCUAUCUGGCCAUAUAUAUACAAGAGGCUGAUUUCCAGACCGAGCGGUGCAGGGGCUGUGGAGGAGGUCGGACCGGUGCGAUGAUGACGGGGAGAUCAGUGAAAGACGUUGACAGAUACCAGGCUGUCCUCACCUCGCUGCUGGCGCGGGAGGAGAAUAAAUUCUGCGCCGACUGCGACUCCAAAGGUCCGAGAUGGGCGUCCUGGAAUUUGGGUAUUUUUAUCUGCAUCCGCUGUGCUGGUAUCCAUCGAAACCUGGGCGUUCACAUCUCCAAGGUCAAGUCCGUCAACCUGGAUCAGUGGACGCAGGAGCAGGUCCAGUGUGUUCAGGAGAUGGGAAAUGCGAAGGCCAAACGUCUCUAUGAGGCUUUCGUACCUGAGUGCUUCCAGCGCCCUGAGACAGACCAGUCUGCAGAGAUCUUCAUCAGGGACAAGUAUGAUAAGAAGAAGUACAUGGAUAAGGUCAUUGACAUCCAGAUUCUCAGAAAAGAAAAAAGCUGCGACAAUAUACCCAAGGAACCGGUCGUGUUUGAGAAGAUGAAAUUGAAAAAAGACAUCAGCCCGAAGACAGUUUCCCAGUCUGUUACAGACCUGCUUGGACUAGAUGCCCCUGCACCAAGUCCUGCAGUGUCUAAUGGUGGAGGAUGUGUUCCAGACUGUAACACAACACAGAGCCCAGCGGUGUCUAAUCCACCUCUGGCACACUCUGCCCUGGAUCUCUUUAGCUCUCUGCCAACGCCCUCCUGUGUUUCCUCCGCUAAAACCACGCCUGUUUUCAGUUCUAUGCCUCAGAGCAGAGUGACUGCCUCUGUGCCUGCAAACCUCAGUCUGUUCCUGGAUCCAGCGCCCAAAGCAGAGGAGGGCACCGUCAAGAAGCUGUCCAAGGACUCUAUUCUCUCCCUGUAUGCUUCCACCCCCUCAGUGCACGCCAGCAGUAUGACUCCUCACGCAGGCAUGUACAUGAACCAAAUGGGAUAUCCGACACACCCGUACGGUUCCUACCAUUCCUUAGCCCAGACAGCUGGAAUGGGAGGUGCCAUGGGGACAUCACAAAUGUCGAUGAUGGGACAGCAACAGAGCAGCAUGAUGGGGCUUCAACAAAAUACUAUGAUUGGAGUACAGCAGAAUGGCAUGAUGGGGCAGCAGAAUGGCAUAAUGGGUGCCCAGCGGGUCAUGGCUCAGCCUAGCGGCAUCAUGACAUCACCCUACAUGACGGGGAUGACCCAGGGUAUGAUGGGACAGCAACAAAGUGGAAUGAUGGUCCAGCAACAGAAUGGCAUUAUGGGACAGCAGCAGGGUGGGAAGAUGGGACAGCAGCAGAGUGGGAUGAUGGGACAGCAGCAGGUUGGAGGUUUAACCACAUUACCACACCAGCAGGUUUAUGGAGUGCAGCAAACCCAGCAGCUACAGUGGAACAUUGCCCAGAUGACUCAGCACAUGGCCGGCAUGAAUGUCUACAACACCAACGACAUGAUGGGAUACAGCAGUCAACACAUGGGAGGUUCAACAACUCAGAGUUCAGUGCAUAUGACCGCACACAUCUGGAAAUGAACCCAUCUAAGAACUUGUCCCAAUGACCAACAAAACAGAAGGGGAAAUGAGUAGUGGGACUAUGUGGAUUAGACUCUCCAUAAGACAUUUUCUGGUGCAAGGGUGGAAGAAGAGGAGGAGGAGACACGUGUGAAGGAGGAUGUUGGGGAAACCACUACUACCUCUCUUUCUCUCUCCUCUCCGCCCAUGCUUCCUCUCUUCUUGUCUCAUCAAUGGCCAUGUUUUGCAGAUUUCCAUGCUUGCCUUCAGAACAUUUUGGUAUGACGACCAAGACAACAGGGUUCAGAGGCCAGUGGUUAGGGCUAUGCAUCUUCUUUUGUAACUAUAGCCUGGAUGUCAGCGUGUUCACAUGCACAUACAUAUCUGCUGGAUGUGGGUGUCAACAAACUGCUUGACUUUAAAGAAAAGUUUGGUUUUUGGAGGAUGUCACUGUUUUUCCUUAUUGACUAGGGUCCAGAAUACACAUGGAUGCAUUUACUCUCUCUUAGUGUGUGUAGUUUGAGGGUAUAUCAAACAAUGAGGUUAGCCUAGCUUAGCUUCACUGGUUGAUGUGCUCAAAUACUGAUAUCUAUUGGAACUAGUAGUAUUUUCUCUAAAAGGAGGGAAAUAUUUCUUGUUGCAAGGUUGAGGCAUUAACAGGGUAAUUUUUACCAGAAGGGAUUGUUAUUAGGUCCCGGAUUUUGCACAGAUGUAGACAAAAGCUUUGUCCAGCUUUUUUUUUUAUUUCCAGCUGACCCAUUUUAAAUGAGAACCUCACAAGGGAUCUUAAAUGCGUUUGAUGGCUACAUAUGUGAUAUCAUUGCAAACGGUAUCAUCCAGGCAAUCUGAAGUUUUAUUUAGGUUAAGGAGAUUUUAGAACUUUUAUUCAAACGUAACCAUUUGCGUGAUUACCUUAUACAUAGUACUUUAACAAGCAAGAUUUUAAGAGGUUAAAUAAUGUUUCAUUAUUCAUAUUUUUAAACAGGAUGAUUUUGACAGUACUCGAGAAAAGGUUUUAAGAAUGACUUCGCAAUGUGCUAUGCUAAGCAAUGCACGCUAUCUCGAAUAAUGCACUUGGCUGGAGUUGCUAAAGUGAAAGCUUCAGGUUAAGCUAACAGUCCUUUUAGCUGCAGCAAUAUUUGUAUUUACAUUUUUUUUUAUUUAGCUCAAUCAUAUAGGCUUUUAUAAAAAGUGAUAUGAGUGGAGAUUAAUUUUAAAGUUAUAUUUCCCCGCUUCUGAGAAGAACUGCUAUUAUUUAGUGAAAUAUAAAAAUCCAGGAAUUAAAAUCGGCUAGGAGCUGAUCGGCUAGGAGAUUAUCGGCUAGGCUAAUUACCCCAGUCAUCAUACCAUUAAACUGCACAAUUAAAAGAGACUGGCUCUGUGUUAGUAAGAACAUUUAUAAAAACCCAGAAAAAACAAUGUAUUCCUCAAGUUGUCCUACCCAUCCAACAAUAAUAGAAUUUUAGAUAUCCCCAGAUGCGUUGAUUUCCACCGUCUCAGCUGCAGAAACCUACCUAAACAGCCCAAAGUAAUGAUGUCUGCUACUCUAUUUACAGAAAGCUUCUUCUAGAAUCAAUAAAGGGGAUUUUGGUAGACCAAAGAUCAAUGCUUUAUUGCGGUUGUACAGUGUUCUCAUGUGCUUUACUGUACAGCCACUCAACUAGUGAUUACUAGACAAAUCAAUUCGUCUGUUCUUUCAUAAUAUGUUUGGUUAUAACUGCAAUUCACUGUGCUUUUUCCCUCGGAAGGGGUAAAAAAACACUUAGAACAGUCACUCGCAUGCAAUUUUAUCAUGUAAGCGCUCACGAAACUCAAGUUAACAAUCUACCUUGUACAAUAGAGGCCUCAAUUAAUGUUGAAUGUCUGUAAAUAGGAGAGAGGCCGGGACGAGAAAAACUUAAAGGCACAGAUCAGUCGUGUUUCAGAUGCUUCCACUGAAUUGCAUGAGGAGAAUGUUUAUCUAGCUCUGAUUGUACUGUAUGUACCGUGUGUUUACUAUGAUGUCCGAAUGUGUCUCUGGAAUGUGUCCUCUCUACUGUACAUGUCCACCAGUGUUUGACGAAGAAAAUCUUGAUGAUCGUGUGUCCUGAAUGUACCUGACUAAUUUUGAAAACAUACUCGUAUUGUUGGGGUAUUUUUUUAUUAUUCUGUGACUCUUGUCUGGCAACACACACUUGUGUCCUUUGAAUGUUCUGUGGUCAACAGCGUCCUGUCGGUUUUCUGGCCGAAUCGUUCAAUUCGUCAGAGUUGUUCUAUAAAUGUCGUAUCAUCGGAUUAGGAGCAAACUGUGACCAAGGCGAAUGCGUUUUCAGGUCAUUCUGAGGACGUUUACAAUUUGACCAAACCACAUUGUGAGGCGAAAAACAGAUUGUGCGAGAAAGGUGAACUGAAACACUGAGAUGUGACAGACACUGACUAACCCUCUUUCCCCACAACUCCACGCAAAGCAUCUCUCAGAUCUGAGUAUUUGUAGAUACGUUCAUUCUUAUAUCUGCAUGAAGCCAUUACUGUAAAUAUUAUCAGUCUUUCUGAAGCACUUUGGUGUUAAGUUGCCACUUUUUAAGUGAGGGGUAAAUAUGCAAAAGACGCCACUGUAAGGUGGCAAACAAAUUAACGUACUCUGGCAUAAUAAGAUUCGUAUAACUGCUGCCAAUAGCAGUCCAGCCUGCACCACCCGGAAACUCUUUCUUUACAUUUUGCUCAUUUGGUGGCUGCAGAGGCAGCGGUGUGACAGCAGCAGUCACCUUCUCUGCUGAGACCGAUGUUACCAGGAGAGAAAAGUGUUGGCUCUGCUCUGCAACAGCCCAUUUGUGGGUUAGCGAUGACACUGUUUGUGAAAAUCCAUCCCUGUGGGCGAUAAGGCUUCACCGGCAGCCGUCUCAUUCGGUUUAACUUUAGGUUGCUUGAAAUCAGUUCCCUUUUUUUUGGUAUAUUUUCUGUCAAAUAAAAGCAAAUAAAGGAAUGUAUCUUUUUAUGUACUUGUCAAUCAAGAUAUUGUACUUUGUUCCUUAUGAGAUUAUCUCUGUAUAUUAUGUUCUAUUAUGUUCUUAAAUAAGAUUGAUGAACAUGUAUAUAGUAUGUCUACAUUUUUUUCAUAGACUUUGCUCCUUUUGAUUUCAUGUUCCCACAAAAGACAAAAUAUGUAACAUAUGAUAAUUGUCCAUGUGAAAACAUACAAAAUAAAUCAUGUUUUGAUUAUAUUCUAAA